UAAAUAAAAAUAAAAGAACCAAAACACCCUUAUCGAGAGUGAAGAGUCGAUAAGAAAUACAACAGACCACAGAGCAAUGAACUUAAUAUUUAACUACAAUAACACAAUGCGCUCCUGGCAACAAAUAGUUUUUGGUGUGAACAAACUAAAAUAAUUGAUGGCUAAAUAUUUUCUGCCCAUGAAGAUUACAAAAAGAUUAGCAUAUGUUUCAAAUUAAUGCGACUUCAACUGAUACCAGAAAAAUCCUUACACUCAUUGUUAUUGAAUACGAUAAGCGACACGUGUAAACGAAAAUCACCGCAAAGACAAAGCUAGAUACAUCGACGUGCACGCGCCUGUUUACACAGCAUACGUACUUUGUCCUCUUUGCCUCUCUCUCGCUCUGUCUUUCUCUGGGCCUAUCUGUCGAAAUGAUUGUAAUUAUUCCCACCCACUGAUAAUGCUUGUCUACCUAAGCGCACGCACUCAACAGUCUACUCAACAGUCUACCACCCCCAUAAGCGCGAGGCUCUCUGUCUACCUCUUUCUCUCUCUAUCGCUCGCUCUCUCCGUCUAUCAACGCUCUCACUUUCAGUGCGCGCUGCCUGCCUAAUUUGUAUUUAUUUCGCACCCAUUUGCCACCCAAUCCCUUGAAACAUGUCCAUCAAAGAGGUCAUGCAACGGUGCCAGCCCAUACCGUUGUACGUGGUGUUGAUGCUAUCCGUGUGCUACUUUGUGCUCCAACUGAUCCUCAGUCAUAUAACGCAUGCGUUGACUCUCCUCAUGGCCUCCCAUCACAUGUUGUGCAACAUUUUGGCACUGGCCGGUUGUAUUGUAACGAUUAAGCACAGCAAAAUAAAUGAGAAGGAACACAAGCCAUUUCCAACGCCCAUUUUGGCAAAUGACUCCUCGGCUGACAAGAUCGCCGUAACGCUCACGCUGAGCGAGACGGAGGAACAGCAGCUGGCCAAGCGGGAGUCGCGUGAGCAAAAGCUGCGCAAUACUUUCGGCUGGGCACGCAUCGAUAUUCUCACUAUGCUGAUUGUGUUCAUCAUAUUGGCCUCGUUGUCCUUCUCGCUGAUUGUGGAGGCGCUGCAGACGCUGGUGCACAUUGAUCAUCAGGAUACGAUGCAUUUACCCAUACCGGUUUUGAUACUGGGUCUUGUGGGUCUGAUAUUGAAUGGGCUGACCUAUUUGCUGAUCGGUGGCUAUACGUUGCAUCAGGGCAGCUUUCUGCACUUGACGCCAGGUGGCAACGUUGUGCUCGAACGUUCCAUGUCCAGUCACUCGGAUCUGGCACUGAAGCCCAUGCAGCGUACUUUGAGCAAGUCACGCAACGAUCGCCAGCUGCGUCAGGAUCUCGAGUCAGAGAUGGACAAAGCUUUUUUCACGACCAAGCGACAGGGUGCUGUGGAAAUGUUGCGCGAUGUGUCGAGCACCCUGUUUGUCAUCGUUUGUGCUGCCAUUGUCUAUGUGGCUGAGGAUGAACAGCAUACGGCCAAGUUCAUUGAUCCAGUUCUAUCGAUAUUCUCAUGUGUGCUGCUGGUCACCUUAAGUUAUCCAUACAUGAAAGAAUCUUGUCUGAUUCUGCUGCAAACGAUUCCCGGCUCCAUCGAUCUGGAGAUCUUUGAACAGACGCUGGUCAGCAAAUUUCCAGAGAUUGUUAGCUAUCACGAUCUGCACAUAUGGCAGCUGGCCGCAAACAGCUAUGUGGCGACCAUACACAUACAAUUCCAGAAUCCCAAACUCUAUCUGCAGAUCAUUCAGAAGGUGCGCACCUAUUUCGAGGAACAGGGCAUCACAGAGGUCACCAUCCAACCGGAGUUUCAGCCGGCAUCGAAUAAAAGUGACUCCGCAUCGUUGGAGUGCCUGAUGCAGUGUCAAGCGUCUGAUUGCAUUGAGAAGGUUUGUUGCCGGGAUUCCCGAUCUGAUUUACGUGAGGUGAGCAGCAGUCCAGAUGGUGGCGAUGCACACACAAAUCCCUCCAAGACCAAGUCCUGCGCUGAGCUAAGCGCCAUCAUUGUCGAGACGCCCAAGGAGCUGAGUGUGGCGCAACUCAUAAAAAGCCAAAAGGAGUCUCAAGUGGAGCAGGAAGCGAUGCCAUCGUCGCUACCUUCGUGUCCAUCGAGCGUCUCGCUGCCAAAUGCAGCAACCUCAUCCAUGGAACAUCACUAGCUUUAUCAUC
Messenger RNA from Drosophila grimshawi, 2164 nucleotides. RefSeq names its product zinc transporter 1 (gene ZnT77C). The record is from RefSeq and is a predicted model, not a curated record. Lineage: Eukaryota; Metazoa; Arthropoda; Insecta; Diptera; Drosophilidae. Gene Ontology annotation, cellular component: membrane. The transcript has 4 exons. Gene Ontology annotation, molecular function: zinc ion transmembrane transporter activity. The coding region runs from base 637 to 2154 and encodes 505 amino acids. Gene Ontology annotation, biological process: zinc ion transmembrane transport; detoxification of zinc ion; intracellular zinc ion homeostasis.